This is a messenger RNA of Fraxinus pennsylvanica, 618 nucleotides long. Lineage: Eukaryota; Viridiplantae; Streptophyta; Magnoliopsida; Lamiales; Oleaceae. The record is from the annotation of a GenBank genome assembly.
AUGUCAUUCCGUAGGCGAACAUUGCUCAAGGUCAUCGUCCUCGGCGAUAGUGGGGUGGGUAAAACGUCAUUGAUGAACCAAUAUGUACAUAAGAAAUUCAGUCAGCAGUAUAAAGCUACCAUUGGGGCAGAUUUUGUCACCAAGGAACUUCAAAUCGACGACCGUCUUGUGACUCUUCAAAUAUGGGACACUGCCGGCCAGGAGAGAUUUCAGAGUCUUGGAGUUGCAUUUUAUAGAGGGGCGGAUUGUUGCGUUCUGGUAUAUGAUGUCAAUGUAAUGAGGUCCUUUGAUACUCUCGACAACUGGCAUGAAGAAUUUCUCAAACAGGCAAACCCUCCUGAUCUAAAGAAGUUCCCCUUUAUAUUACUAGGAAACAAGAUCGAUAUAGAUGGUGGAAAUAGCAGAGUGGUUUCUGAGAGGAAAGCCAAGGAAUGGUGUGCAUCGAAAGGGAACAUACCGUACUUCGAGACAUCUGCAAAAGAGGAUUACAAUGUUGAUGCUGCAUUCUUGUGCAUUGCGAAGAAUGCUUUAGACAAUGAGCAUGAGCAGAGCAUAUAUUUCCAGGGCAUGCCGGAGGCUGUUUCUGAAUCAGAACAACAAGGUGGUUGUGCAUGUUGA